Messenger RNA from Striga hermonthica, 780 nucleotides. The record is from the annotation of a GenBank genome assembly. Lineage: Eukaryota; Viridiplantae; Streptophyta; Magnoliopsida; Lamiales; Orobanchaceae.
AUAUUAUUGUUUGAUCCUUUGCCUAGUAUUAACAAGGCAUAUUCAAUGGUACUCUCGGCAGAACGGCAAAGAUCUGUUACAAACAGUUUUGAUAACAUAGAAAAAAUGGCCAUGACUGCAAAGUAUGAAGGAUAUGGCAGGGGACAAGUGGGACAGAAUAGAAGUUUUGGUGGAAGAGGAGGUAAUUGGCAGAGUGGAAGAGGUAGAGGUGGUACUAGGCUAAGUAAGGAAGAGAGGGCAAAGCUACUGUGUGAUAAAUGUGGUAUGUAUGGCCAUACAAUAGCCACAUGUUUUAAAAUACAUGGAGUGCCAGAAUGGUACAAGGAUUUGAAGGUACAGCAAGCCAAAUCUUAUGCUAAUAGUGCUGAGACCUAUGAGGAUGAAGAACAAUGGGGAGUGAAAGCACCUGAGAGAAAGAGUUCAGCAGACAGUGAAUUAUCAUUGGUUGUUAAGCAACUACAAGAAAUCACUCAGUAUAUAAAGGGAAAGGAGAAUCUAGAUGGACAGGUAGACUAUGCUCAGAUGGCAAAUAUUAGACAUCAAAGAGAGGAUGAUGGAGUUCACUUUGCUCUAACUAUAGCUGAAAAUUUGAGCAGUGGUGUAUGGAUCAUUGAUACUGGAGCAAGCAGGCAUACGUGUGGUGAUCUUAACAUCAUGAGCAAUAUUUCAGUUUUGAAAGAACCUGUCUCAGUUUGCUUGCCAGAUGGGUCACACAAAGGAGUGAAUAUUGGAGGAACAGUUGCAGUAACUAACACACUUACCUUAAAAGGUGUUCUUUAU